UGAAGACGUUAUAAAAACUGAAAACACUUCAGAGGAGAAAUUCAUAGAGGCGGCGUGUCGUUACAGCAUCUGUUACCAACAAUGAAGUUGAACAUUGAGGGCUUGUUGGUCUACUUCCCCUAUGACUACAUUUAUCCGGAGCAAUACUCGUACAUGCUUGAACUCAAGAGGACUCUGGAUGCCAAGGGUCACGGUGUACUGGAAAUGCCCUCGGGGACAGGAAAAACAAUAUCACUUCUCUCACUGAUUGUUGCCUAUCAGAGGGCCUAUCCCCUUGAAGUCACCAAACUGAUCUACUGCUCCAGAACUGUUCCUGAGAUAGAGAAGGUUGUAGAGGAAUUGAGGAAAUUAAUGGAGUACUAUGCGAAGGAGGUGGGAGAAAUUAAGGACUUCCUUGCGCUGGCUCUCUCUUCCCGUAAAAAUCUGUGCAUUCACCCUGAGGUCAGUUCUUUACGCUUUGGAAAAGAAGUUGACGGAAAAUGCCACAGCCUCACAGCAUCAUACAUCCGAGCCCAACGCCACAGUAACCCCAGUCAGCCUAUGUGUCGCUUCUACGAGGAGUUUGAUGCUGUGGGUAGACAGGUGCCCAUCCCCUCUGGCAUAUACAACCUGGACGAUCUAAAGGAUUUUGGGCGGAGAAAAGGCUGGUGUCCGUACUACCUGGCCCGCUAUUCAAUCCUUCAUGCUAAUAUAGUGGUCUACAGUUACCAUUACCUCUUGGACCCAAAGAUCGCAGACCUGGUCUCAAAAGAGCUUGCCAAGAAAUCAGUCGUUGUUUUUGAUGAGGCUCACAACAUUGACAACGUGUGCAUUGACUCCAUGAGUGUCAACAUCACCAGGAGGACGUUAGACCGCAGCCAAGCCAAUGUGGACACCCUGCAGAACACUAUUCAGAGAAUAAAGGAGACAGACGCUACUAAACUUAAGGAAGAAUACAGGAGACUGGUUGAGGGGCUGCAAGAAGCCAAUGUUGCCAGGGAAACAGACAUCUACUUGUCCAAUCCAGUGCUGCCAGAUGAAAUUCUUCAAGAGGCUGUUCCUGGCAGCAUUCGGACAGCAGAGCACUUCGUAGGCUUCAUGAGGAGGUUUUUGGAAUACCUGAAGGCUCGCUUACGAAUUCACCACGUGGUGCAGGAGAGUGCUCCUCAGUUCCUCAAAGACAUCUUUGAGAAGGUGUGCAUCGACAGGAAACCCCUCAGGUUCUGUGCAGAGAGGCUGCGUUCACUCCUGCGGACACUGGAGAUAGCAGACAUCGCUGACUUCUCUCCCAUCACUCUCAUCUCUCACUUUGCGACUCUCGUCAGCACUUACAGCAAAGGCUUUACAAUCAUAAUUGAGCCUUUUGAAGACAGAACUCCCACUAUUGCAAACCCUGUUCUGCACUUCAGCUGCAUGGACCCUUCCAUUGCCAUAAAACCUGUGUUUGAGCGUUUUCAGUCAGUCGUCAUCACAUCGGGGACACUCUCUCCACUGGAUAUUUACCCCCGUAUCCUAGACUUCCGCCCGGUCACUAUGGCAUCCUUCACUAUGACCCUGGCACGCACCUGCCUAUGCCCUCUGAUUGUGGGAAGAGGAAAUGAUCAAGUGGCGAUGACCUCCAAAUUUGAGACAAGAGAAGAUUUUGCUGUGAUCCGUAACUACGGCAACCUGCUUCUGGAAAUGUCUGCCAUUGUUCCGGACGGCAUUGUCGCGUUCUUCACCAGCUAUGUGUACAUGGAGAACAUCGUGGCCUCGUGGUAUGAGCAGGGGAUCCUGGAGAACGUGCAGAGAAACAAACUUAUCUUCAUCGAAACACAAGAUGCAGCAGAGACUAGUAUGGCUCUGGAGAAGUACCAGGAGGCCUGUGAGAACGGCAGGGGGGCCAUAUUGUUGUCAGUGGCUAGAGGAAAAGUGUCGGAGGGAAUCGACUUUGUGCAUCACUUUGGACGGGCUGUUAUCAUGUUUGGAGUCCCAUACGUUUAUACCCAGAGCAGAAUACUCAAGGCUCGUCUGGAGUAUCUCCGUGACCAGUUCCAAAUCCGCGAGAACGACUUCCUGACCUUUGAUGCGAUGCGCCAUGCGGCUCAGUGUGUGGGGAGGGCUAUUCGAGGGAAGACUGACUACGGCCUUAUGAUCUUUGCUGACAAGAGAUAUGCCCGGGCAGACAAGCGAGGGAAGCUGCCGCGGUGGAUCCAGGAGCACCUGACGGAUGGCAGCCUUAACCUGACCAUCGAUGAGACAGUACAGCUGGCUAAGCAUUUCCUCAGGCAGAUGGCCCAACCUUUCAAACGGGAGGAUCAGUUAGGCCUGUCCCUGCUGACCCUGGAGCAGCUCCAGUCAGAGGAGAUGUUACAGAAGAUCGCUCAGAUCGCUCACCAGGCGUGAUACAGGAACAGUCUUUGGCUCCUCAUUAAAGACUCACUCAG
This is a messenger RNA of Chanos chanos (milkfish), 2405 nucleotides long. RefSeq names its product excision repair cross-complementation group 2 (gene ercc2). The transcript has 23 exons. The coding region runs from base 82 to 2364 and encodes 760 amino acids. The record is from RefSeq and is a predicted model, not a curated record. Gene Ontology annotation, biological process: positive regulation of mitotic recombination; nucleotide-excision repair; transcription by RNA polymerase II. Gene Ontology annotation, molecular function: ATP binding; damaged DNA binding; DNA helicase activity. Gene Ontology annotation, cellular component: nucleus. NCBI's taxonomy places the organism in Eukaryota, Metazoa, Chordata, Actinopteri, Gonorynchiformes, Chanidae.